AUGAUGCGCCUCCUCACCGGCGCGGACCAGCGCGACGACAAGAACCGCGGCGGCGGCGGCGGCGGCGGCGGCGGAGGAGGAUUCGUCUUCUCCCCGCGCUCCGUCGACGCCUUCGGGUCCACCGUCAUCGCCGAGGGCGGCGCCGACGACGCGCGCCAUCUCUACUGGGUGCACGCCUGGACCGUGGGCCCCGAUGGGGUGAUCACCCAGCUCAGGGAGUACUUCAACACCGACCUCACCGUCACCCUCCUCUCCGGCUCCGGCGCCGCCUCCUCCACCAAGAAAGCUGACAUUGCAGGCGCUCCGUCUAAGCAGCAGGACGCUGCCUCUGCUUCUUCCUCCUCCGCAUCCCCCUCGGCCGCGUCGUCGUCUGCAGCUGCAGGGCCCAAGUGCCUGUGGCAGAGCCGCCGCGCCGACAGCGCGCAAAAGUCGCUGCCGGGCCUCGUCCUCGCCAUCUGA
Miscanthus lutarioriparius is the source of this 459-nucleotide messenger RNA. NCBI's taxonomy places the organism in Eukaryota, Viridiplantae, Streptophyta, Magnoliopsida, Poales, Poaceae. The record is from the annotation of a GenBank genome assembly.